CAAAAAUUUAAUCCUAUUUAGUACAAAGAAUAAUCGCUAGAGGCGUUGAAAUUAGUGAAACGUGUUCCUGGUAGAAGGCUGAUUAAUACAUAUCUUUGCUCCGUGCGAAGAGAGAGUUCGUUUGUGCUGCGCGCGCUGUGCUGUAGACAAUAGACCUACUCAGCGAUCGCGUUAAAAGUGUGUGUGCCGUGGUUUGUGCACCAGUGGGGUGAUCAACUUAUUUCUGGAUUAUAAAAAGGCUGGAGCAGAGAAAGAAGGAUUUUGAAUAGCAUGUUUAGUGUACUUUUGGACAAGGCGUAACAUGUUUGUAUGUGUUUCUAUUUUUUUUUUUCAUUAUUACAAUAAUAGUCCAUGUUUUUUAAGUGUCACCCACAAUCAUCCAAGGAAAAGUAUAAGGUAAACAAAAUAUCACCAGCUACAGAUACAAAAAUAUGUUCUUGAAUAAUUAAUAUUUAAGAAAUAAUUAAGAAUUCCUCUUAAUUAAAAAAAAACUGUACAGCCUGAAAUCACUGUGCCCCCUCCGCAACAUCUCAUCACUUUGACAGUCUCCCUCCCCGCAUCUUCACCUCCCCCUCUGAAAAACCGCAGGCACAUCCUCCAUCUCACGCCUCAACAGAACCCAGCCUUUAAAACUUACCCCUCCACUCCUCUUCGACAGUCCCCCUCCUUCCAGACGCGUCACACCAUACCCACCACGUCUACCACUAGCAUCACCACUAGAGUCGGUGUGAACCUGCACACGCCUUGCUAUUGGUCCAACAAGUGACAGACUCGACCCAAUCCGCGUGAGCCUGGCUCAUUAACACGAAGGAGCGGGGAGGAGGGGAUGGGCUCUGGGUGUUAAAGCCAUCGGCUUGAGGCUCCGUAUAGUUCCCUCACACCCGUGGAAGGGAGAGGAAGGUGGCAAAAGUGACGCUUUGCUGUUGUCGACGUCCCCUUAACGCCACCACCAUCACCACUGUCACCACCCGCCGUCAGUUCUUGCACUGUGGGCAGCUUCUCAACACUGACGCAACUCUACGUGUUAACGCAGCGCGUUUGUUGUGUUCGCGAGAAACAAAAGGUGUGCAAUUAGUUGUCUCGAGCAGUGGGGCUCAGUGUUUGUGUAGUGAGAAGACGCCAGCCGGAGAACUAUGGACGCAGGAGUAUUGAGACUUGUUUCUGUUGUGAUUCUGUAGGUCCUGUGAUGCCAGUAGACGCUACAAGCACGAACAAUGAUUCCAUCUUCACGGAGUAAGGUCCGAGGAAGAGGAAGAUUAUCUGAUGAGAAUGAUGGCCGUUGGAAGACUGUAGGCUCACACUACUUGCCGUUAAAACUGUGUUGCGGUGUGGACUCACACUGAGAGAUCCAUCAGCUUCCUCCAUGAGAUUCGAGCAGUCAGACGUCAUCACGCCGCCAUCUGCCACCUCUACGUCACGGACGUCAAUUGCCGAGGCGUCUUCUACGAUGGCCUACCAUCCGUUCUUGCUUCAAAGACCAACAGACUUCAGUGUGAGUUCUUUGCUCACAGCUGCUGGAGGGGGUGGUGGAGGAGGGGGUGGCAAUUCGACAACAUCCGGGGGCGGCAGCACCAGCCCCACAGGAGGCACCACAACCCCUUCUGGGGACCCGACAGCAGCUGUCGCCGCGGCGCAUCACCAGUACUUCCCCGCGGCAGCUCUUGCAGCUGCGGCCGCUGCGUCGUUCGGCGCCGCUGCCGCAGGCCCUGGGGGUUGUUACCCUGGCACACUGAUUCCAAAGUUGCCACAUCAUCCUCCACAUCAUCCACCGCCCCCACCACCCCAUCAUCACCCUGGUUUGCCACCCGGACAUCCGUACACGACGGCAGAGGACGUGGUGCUGGCAGCGGCGGCCGCAGCUGCGGCCCACCAUCACCAUCCCGCCAUGCGGCCUCUGAGGGCCAUUCAGCCUGAAGACGACGGCGUGGUGGACGAUCCCAAGGUCACUCUGGAAGGAAAGGACCUGUGGGAGAAGUUCCACAAGCUGGGCACUGAGAUGGUCAUUACGAAGUCAGGGAGGCGCAUGUUCCCUGCCUACAAAGUUCGGGUAACAGGACUUGAUAAAAAGGCCAAAUACAUCCUACUUAUGGACAUCGUGGCAGCUGAUGACUGCAGAUAUAAAUUCCACAACAGUCGGUGGAUGGUGGCUGGGAAAGCAGACCCCGAAAUGCCCAAAAGGAUGUACAUCCACCCAGAUUCCCCAUCCACGGGGGAACAGUGGAUGCAGAAAGUGGUGUCGUUCCACAAGCUAAAGCUUACCAACAACAUCUCGGACAAGCACGGCUUUGUAAGUACUACUAUCCUGAACUCUAUGCACAAAUAUCAGCCGAGGUUCCAUCUGGUGAGAGCUAACGACAUCCUGAAGCUGCCCUAUAGCACGUUUCGUACGUACGUGUUCAAGGAGACAGAGUUCAUAGCCGUAACAGCAUACCAGAACGAAAAGAUUACGCAGUUGAAGAUCGACAACAAUCCGUUCGCGAAAGGGUUCAGGGACACUGGAGCGGGCAAACGUGAGAAAAAAAGACAGGCGCUGUUGGCAGCUCAGAGGCACCAGGACGAACAGCGCCUAGCAGAGCACCACGGGGGCAGCAAACACUCUAGGGGGCCCACGUCCGUGCCUCCCGACACGCAGCACCACCAUCACCGUGCCGGGGACCCUGACGAGGAGAAACUUUUGGACGUGGUGGGCACGUCGGACCUUCCCUUGCACCCUCAUCUGCCACACCACCUCUCCGCACACCACCAUCACCACCCCCAUCCAGCAUGGUUUUCUUUGUCUGCAGCGGCCGCAGCUGCAAGCUCUGACCCUCUGGCUGCAGAGGAAGCAAUGCGGCGUCGACUACAAGGGACGCAGCCACAGGAAGACAGCGAGAGGGAUGCCAACAGUGACAAUAGCAGUUGUUCGGAGUCUGUAGGGGCUGGCAGCACCUCCACGACAGCCUUCAGACCCUCCGCCAGUGCAUCGCCAGGACUCAAGGACACCCUUAGCUCUACUGCUGGUCCCUCCGGCCAACAUCACUCUACAUCCAGUGACUACCCCUCACCGAAUAUCUCGGUCGGUCCACCAAUUCACCCCCCUCCACAUAUACUGCCAUAUUUGUACCCCCACGGGUUCUACCCUGGUGCCUCAGGAGGACACCCUCUUCUAGCACCAGGACCUCCUCUGUCCUUGUUCACAGGAGCAGCGGCAGGACACGGAGGUCCUGGUAUGAACCCUAGCUUACUGUUCAAUGCACAGCUUGCAUUGGCGGCUCAGCACCCCGCACUGUUUGGCCAUGCAGCGGCGUACACAGCUGCGGGCCUGACACACGCCCACCACCCACACCACAUCACUGCUUCAGGGUCCCCCACAGGGGCACUGCACCACCAGCUGAAGGCAGGGGUCCACCGGUUUACGCCUUAUACCCUACCUGUUGUCCCCCCCACGUCUAACUCUCUAGGCGGGUCGCCUCUAGGAUCUGCAUUCGAGACUGUGACCCCAGGCUCAUUACACAACAGUCAUAGCAACGCCAUCUUGCCCAAUGCUGGCAGCAGAAGUUUGAGCAGUAGUCCCACACCUUCUGGGAACAAGCCAUCCGUUACGUCUCCACCACCCCCACCACUGUCGAGAUCGCCGCCAUCUUCAGGUGAUGUGACACCCACUGUAGCGAAUUCUACACCUCCAACAGGGAGUAGUUCUACAACAGCAAGUGAACUAAAGAGUAUUGAGAAAAUGGUGAACGGGUUAGAAGUAAAACCGAACAGUAACAGUGAGCAUGUGACAUCACCGACAAAGUGUAGUGACGACAUAAAAUGAGGGGAGUUGGAGGGGGGAGCAGUACUCCUUGGACGAUGAGAAAGCUGAUAUGAUGCCAUAAUCCUCCCUCCUCUGCCUUUCUCUUCUUACUUUUCUUAAAAUAAAAUUAAAAGUACUGUGUCACUCACUUCUAGAUGGUUAACAUCGCCGCCAUUUUGAGAAAGUGCAGCACAUGAAACAAUCGAGUGUCGAGUGUGAACUAAACACUAGAUACAGUAAGUAAUGUCUGUAUAUAUAAGAAAAACAAAAUUUAAAAAAUAAGAAAUAAAAUAUUAUAAAUUAUGUACUAUAGAUUGGAUUAUGUGUAAAAGUACGCGCUGUUCAGUUUUUAUUUAUACCAAAGAGUAUGUUUGUUUAUAUAACACAGACUGUGUUUUGUUUCGUAAGUCACUUAUGUCCAAACUCUGCUUAUAUGCUAUCCCCCUGUGCGUUAUGUGUAUAGAACAUUAAUACAGAUAUAAGUUUAAAAUGUAAAAAAAGGAAAUAAUACUUCUGCAAUUAGAAGUGACAAAUUUUAUGCUAUGGGGUACAGUUCGACCAAAAGAUUAAUAUGAUAUACGGUGAGAAAUUUUGCACGAUAUCUGUUCAGUCAUCCACCCCUAUAUGUCUGCAUGUCUUCAUGAACCAUGAAAGUAUUUUUUUAUUUUAGAGUUCUACUCAUAACGGCCUAAUCAAAUGUAUCGAUUAUUUUAAGUUAUGAAUCCUAUUAAAAUUUAACAACUUUGUAAUCAUCAUACUUCUGGAAAGAUACAUGAAAUUUUGGUUCCAAUCUCGACUUGGACAUGAGCCAUUAUUAUUGAGGUCUUUCGUGGUUUUCUGGGUCUUCCCAUAAAAAUUUUCGAUUAGUACAUUAAAUUAGGCCAUGACCACUUCCUUCCAUAUCCUUUCUAGUAUAAAUUAUUAUCCAUUUACUAGAAACUAUGGACUUAUUUUAUGAGUUUACAACAGCGUUAUGUAAUAAACAACAAAGCAAAAUACGAGCUAUAAUUUCCAGUUGUUUACAAUUUGUUUGACCAAUUAGCUAUAUAGCGAGUUUUAAAUAUAUUACAUCAUUAUGUUUAUGAUAUGCCGAUGUAAAUGACUUAUGAUCAAAUGGUAGUCUUCACAUGAAAUUCUCCGACAUUUGUUCGAGGUUGUUGUGUUAAAAUCAGAAGUUAAACCUACCACUGGAAAGGGAGUUACAUAACUUGUUUUCUUGCUUGCCUCAUUCCUCGACCCUGAAAGUUACAACCAUAAGAUCUUGCUCUUCAAAUUCAAAGCUGUGAAAUCCUAAGCUCUGAAAAAUUAUACAUAGUUCUCGUAUCCACUAAACAAUUUCUGUUCUACUACAGUAUCCAACACCAUGAUUCUUUGUGACUACGCGAAGCAUGAAGGGCAGUAUUACCGUUUUCUUCACUGACAUGCAGAAGACACAUGUUUUCUAAUUUUUCCUGCUUUAAUUAACUGAAGUAUCAUUUGAAUUACAAACAAAAACACAGCAGCUGCCUUCGUUAGUGCCCUAGUGGCCUGCGAACCCUUUUUUACCUUACACAUGCCUGUCAGUGGGUUUGGCUAGCUAGUAGUGACGUAUGAUGAGCAGUUUUCUUUGUUAAGUGUCUGGUAUAACGGGAAAGCGUAGCAGGCAAUUAUCGCAUCUGAAUUCAAUUCCCUUCAACCUUUCGUAUCCAUGUAAGAUUUGAGGCUUUCACGGCGGUGACUAUGAAGAAAGCAGUCUUCUGGGAUUUGGCACCGUGUAUA
Molecule: messenger RNA, 5533 nt
Organism: Cryptotermes secundus
Lineage: Eukaryota; Metazoa; Arthropoda; Insecta; Blattodea; Kalotermitidae
Gene: bi
Product: optomotor-blind protein
Exons: 7
Coding region: 1364-3796 (810 amino acids)
Biological process (GO): positive regulation of DNA-templated transcription; regulation of transcription by RNA polymerase II; cell fate specification
Cellular component (GO): nucleus
Molecular function (GO): DNA-binding transcription factor activity, RNA polymerase II-specific; RNA polymerase II cis-regulatory region sequence-specific DNA binding
Source: RefSeq, a predicted model, not a curated record